CAGGAAACACGCCCUGAACUGUCACAGAAUGAAGCCUGCCCUCUUCAGCGUUCUGUGUGAGAUCAAAGAGAAGACCGGUGCUAUGCUUACGUUUCAGUCGAGGAGAUGCUGGAUCAUCAGCCAGUACAAGCACAGACUCAGUUGAUCCACAUCCAGCCUCAGCCAGUACCAACACAGACCCAGUACAGCCAGCUUCAGCAAGUACCAACACAGACCCAGUACAGCCAGCUUCAGCAAGUACCAACACAGAUCCAGUACUGGCAGCAUCAGCAAGUACCAACACAGACCCAGUACAGCCAGCUUCAGCAAGUACCAACACAGACCCAGUACAGGCAGCGCCAGCAAGUACCAACACAGACCCAGUACAGCCAGCUUCAGCAAGUACCAACACAGAUCCAGUACUGGCAGCAUCAGCAAGUACCAACACAGACCCAGUACAGCCAGCUUCAGCAAGUACCAACACAGACCCAGUACAGGCAGCGCCAGCAAGUACCAACACAGACCCAGUACUGGCAGCGCCAGCAAGUACCAACACAGACCCAGUACUGGCAGCGCCAGCAAGUACCAACACAGACCCAGUACUGGCAGCGCCAGCAAGUACCAACACAGACCCAGUACAGGCAGCGUCAGCAAGUACCAACACAGACCCAAAUAUAAUAGUUGCUGCUCCACCAAAUUACCCAGCAGAUUGGCCCCCAGUCUUAACAUACUUUAUAAGGACUGAGUUAGUGCGCAGAGGUCCAUUUUUAAACCAGGCCUGGAUUUUUCUUACCCUAAAGACAAGUCUAGAAGAGACCCAGUACCCAUUCAGGCUUAUUACAGAGACCGCUGUCAAAUGGGGAAAAGAUUACCAGGAGCUGGCUUUCAUACCCAAUCAAAAACAACGCUGUGUUGUUUUUGUUAUAAGCUCAUCUACAGAAGACUACAAAAUAAUAAAGGAAUGCAUGAAUGACUGGUCAAUUGAUCUGCGCUUAAGUUGGGGACAGACUCUUGACCAGAUACAAGUUACAAUUUUGGAGGCUGAAAGAAAGUGAUGGCGAGAUAUCCUUACACGUUUUAAUAAGAUUCACCCAGUCUCUUGGCGGGAUAUCCUUACACGUUUUAAUAAGAAUCACCCAGUCUCUUGCUGAAAGAAACGAUGGCGGGAUAUCCUUACACGUUUUAAUAAGAAUCACCCAGUCUCUUGGCGGGAUAUCCUUACACGUUUUAAUAAGAAUCACCCAGUCUCUUGCUGAAAGAAAUCUAGCAAUCGGGUUCAUCAGACAAACUCUUUCAACCAGAUAAUGGUAACUUCCUAAAAGAGGUUGAAUUACUGGCAAAAUUUGACCCCGUUAUGGAACAUCUCAGCAAAAUGAAAGAUUGAGACACCUGCUCAUUACCUUGGGAAGAGCACACACAAUGAGGUGAUACAGAUUGUGAGUGACAAGAUUCUGGAAGCAAUAGUAAAUCGAGACUCAAAGUACUUCUCCAUGCAUCUUGGACUGUACACCUGACAUAAGUCACCAGGAGUAAAUGUCCAUUAUUCUGAGAAGCGUGGCUUUAAAGGGAAAGCCAGAGAUCAAGGCGUACUUCCUCGGCUUUGCGAAUGUUGAGGUUACAGCAGGCUUGAAUCUGUCCACUGUCAUCUUAGAUAAGCUGAACAAGCUGAAGAUUCCAUUUGAAGACUGCAGAGGGCAGCUUAUGAUAAUGGGGCCAACAUGAAGGGCAAGCACCAAGGAGUACAAGCCAGACUGCUCAAAAAAAAAUCCCAGAGCUGUGUUUGUCUCACGUGGAGCACAUACAGGUUUUUGGGGCAUUUGCAAAAGCUCUUCACCUUCUUUUUAGCUGGUGCACAAAGAUGGAGGGUUUUCAAGAAACAUGUGAACAUAACUGUGAAGACAUGGAGUGACACAAGAUGGGAGAGUAGGUGUGAGAUACUGACAAUGGCAAACAAGGUGAACAGACUCCUCUAAAUGCAGUUGGAUAUCGCAGAGAAUUUCAUCACAAAUGCAAAGGCCUCCCUCACUACAUACCGGGAAACUGGAUUCUCGGCCCAGACAACAAAAAGCAUUUGUGAAGAAAUUAAUGUGGAGGCCGUUCUGAAAGAGACAAGACUGAGAAACAGCAAGGGACAUUUUAGCUAUGAGGCUCCUGAUGAACCAGUGACUGAUGUACUGAAAAACCUUGAAGUCAACUACUUCAACAUUUUAGUCGACUCAUUGUAGUGACAUCCAUGGAUGAGAUAUUUGAAACACUCAAGCAAAUAUGGAGUGCUGCUGAACUUCAGCACUGCCUCUCAGAUGUCCAGUGAAUCUUUAAAGGCUCUCUGCAUGGAAGUUUAAAACUCUAGCAUUCAGAGAUGACUGUGACAUUAGUGGAAUGGAUCUGGCACAUAAGAUUCAGAUAAGAUGACUGCCUUUUGUGCUGCUUUCCUUUCUCUGUGGGGAAAAACCUGGAGGAAUUCUAUCCUAACCUUUGCAUAGCCCUAAGAGUUGCAGUCAUCCUACCAGUAACAGUAGCAUCGGCAGUGAGCUCAUCAAAAGCUACCUGAGGUCUUCCAUGUCACAGGAAGGUUGUGUCACAGAGUGGUCUGGCCAUCAUGAGUAUAAAUCGUAGGGAAACAUGUCCUAUGAUGAUGACAUUGAUGAUUUUGCCUCAAAGUGCAGAAGAGGAAUAUUUUGAUGUGCUGAGUAUCCGAGGCAUUCAGGAUGAGGACCCCCCAGACCCCCAGAUCAUGCGCCUGGAUAACAUGCUGCUGGCCGAGGGCGUGUCUGGCCCGGAGAAGGGCGGGGGCUCGGCUGCAGCAGCUGCGGCCGCAGCAGCAGCAGGAGGGUCACCCGGUGCCGACGGCGGCAUCGAACACUCAGACUACAGAGCCAAGCUGGCACAGAUCAGACAGAUCUACCACUCUGAGCUGGAGAAAUAUGAACAGGCGUGCAGUGAGUUCACCAACCACGUGAUGAACCUGCUGAGGGAGCAGAGUCGCACGCGGCCCAUCUCUCCCAAGGAGAUCGAGCGCAUGGUGGCCAUCAUCCACCGCAAGUUCAGCUCCAUCCAGAUGCAGCUCAAACAGAGCACCUGCGAGGCCGUCAUGAUUCUACGCUCCAGAUUCCUCGACGCCAGGCGUAAGAGGCGUAACUUCAACAAGCAGGCUACAGAGGUGCUGAACGAGUACUUCUAUUCCCACCUGUCUAAUCCCUACCCCAGUGAGGAGGCCAAAGAAGAGCUGGCCAAGAAGUGUGCCAUCACGGUCUCACAGGUAUCUAAUUGGUUCGGCAACAAGAGAAUACGGUACAAGAAGAACAUUGGUAAGUUCCAGGAGGAAGCGAACCUCUACGCAGUUAAAACAGCGGUGGAUGCUGCCAGCGUGUCGGCACAGGCUAGCCAGGCUAACUCUCCGGCGACGCCCAACUCAGGUGGAUACCCUGCACCGUGCUACACACCUGACGGCAGGCUAUGAGUUGACCACUAGAUCACUCUACAUCCCACGCCGCCUCGACCCUAGCAACAGCUGGCAGGACAACACCCAACCCCCCUCCGUCACCUCUCCACCAGGCCCCCCUGGCAGCGUUCACUCUGACACAUCCAACU
Oncorhynchus nerka (sockeye salmon) is the source of this 3570-nucleotide messenger RNA. Its product is annotated as pre-B-cell leukemia transcription factor 1-like. Bases 2579 to 3439 code for a protein of 286 amino acids. Gene Ontology annotation, molecular function: RNA polymerase II cis-regulatory region sequence-specific DNA binding; DNA-binding transcription factor activity, RNA polymerase II-specific. Gene Ontology annotation, cellular component: nucleus. Lineage: Eukaryota; Metazoa; Chordata; Actinopteri; Salmoniformes; Salmonidae. The record is from RefSeq and is a predicted model, not a curated record. Gene Ontology annotation, biological process: embryonic organ development; eye development; regulation of transcription by RNA polymerase II. The transcript has 8 exons.